UGAACAGGACAAAUGUGGAUUUUAUGUAACUCUUCGAGGGCUUCCCUUCGGUUCUGCCGCUAGCCAGCUGGCUUAACCUGGCUCUUCUCCGUCUAGUUUUAUCGAGGCGAGGUUCCUGGAACAGAUGAAGAUAAAAUGGAGGAUGGCUGUUCUCAGAAACUGGCCUCUGCAAAGUACUUCAGGCUCUCGCUGCUAAUAUUAAUUCCAUGCAUUUGUAGUCUUAUCCUUUUGGUCGUGAUUCUCCUUUCAUUUGCAGGUACGUUGGGGAAAAAGUCUGUUCAUUCAAAUGGAAGUGACUUAAUUGGCACUGACAGUCUUUUUCCUAACAUGAGUAAAAGUGAUCCAGUUGUGGUUCCUUCAACGGACAAUAAAAUGGAGCUACCCGCUUGGACAACAAACGCAUCUCCUCAUGUCAACCAGAUGCACACGAAUGUUAGUAUACUUAGGGGAACCUCUCAGGUUGUCCCUCAGACUCCAGCAGUGAAAUCAGAGGAGGCAGCAGAAGAGCUGUGGUCCACCAACCCAUCCGUCAAAGUCAUAGGCAAGACGUCUUCUGUCCCUACGGUGACACCUACCAAACCAUCUGCCGUGCAAGAUGUGGGCUUGAAAAAAGGUUUGUGCAUAAACAUCAGCUACAGCCAGUGUGAAAUGCUGCCCUAUAACCUGACCACUCUAACAUCGGUUCUCGCCAUUGUCAGAAGCAUUGAAAUGGAAAAAUUUCUCAAGUUCUUUGGCUAUCUCAACCGCCUCGGCUGCUAUCAACACAUUAUGCUGUUCGGAUGUAGCCUUGCUCUUCCUGAGUGCAUCAGCGAUGGCGUCAACAGUCAUGGACUUCUGCCUUGUAGAUCAUUUUGUGAGGCUGCAAAGAAAGGAUGUGAACCAGUCCUUGCAAUGGUCAAUUCUUCUUGGCCAGAAUUCCUUGCCUGUUCCCAGUUCCAUAACAAAACUAAAAACAGCAAUGCCACCAAGGUCUGCUUCUCCCCACAAGGAGAAAAAUGGAAAGGAUUGCUUUGUGAAGAAGACGAGAGCUUCUUGUGCAGAACUGGGAUUUGCAUCCCAAGGACUCUGCAGUGCAAUGGCUUUAAUGACUGUGACGACUGGAGUGACGAAAUACAUUGCAAUUGCAGUGAAGACAUAUUCCGCUGCCACACGGGGAGAUGCCUCAAUUAUACCUUCGUUUGUGACGGUUACGACGACUGCGGUGAUCUUAGUGACGAGCAGAAUUGUGAUUGUAAUCCAGUUACUCAGCAUCAGUGUGGAGAUGGGAGAUGCAUAACAACGGACUGGAUCUGUGAUGGAGAUCCUGACUGCCUAGACAAGUCAGAUGAAGUCAAUUGUUCAUGCCAUAGCCAGGGACUGGUGGAAUGCAGAAAUGGACAGUGUGUUCCUGGUGCUUUCCAGUGUGAUGGAGACGACGACUGCAAGGAUGGAAGUGAUGAAGAAAACUGCGGUGGAAGUAAGGGCAUACCGUAUGUCACUCCCUACUUAACUUGCUGGAGAAAAGAUCUAAGAUCUUCCUUUGGAAAAAUAAAUGUUUCUUUUGUUCUGUGGGUUAUUUUGAGGAUGGUAGCUCAGGCUGUUCAUUUGACAAAUACCCCAGUGUUCACAGCUUGAAGCACAAUCCACUGUGAGAAUUU
Python bivittatus (Burmese python) is the source of this 1637-nucleotide messenger RNA. Lineage: Eukaryota; Metazoa; Chordata; Lepidosauria; Squamata; Pythonidae. The record is from RefSeq and is a predicted model, not a curated record.